AUGUCCACGAUUCUGGCUGCAGCCGCCGGCGCAGCGAGCGAGGAAAACCAAGGCCCCGAACGACAUGCGGACCAUAACUUCAACACAAAACUAGACAUCAUCAAGGCAGAAGUCCAGCUCGAAUUCCGAAAACUCAGGAACCAGAUAGCAGAGGAAGUCGCCAAAACAACAGCCCAGUUGACGCAAGAGUUUUCGCAAGCGCGAGAGGACCUCAAUCAAGCUCGCAGCAAGCUCGAGCACACUAGGCUCCAGCUACACGCUGUGACGGGGUCUCAGGGAGCCGCACAUUCCUACCCCGGCCUCGUCCACAGGUCGGGCGCAACUCCAGAACCGACUUUCUAUACAGUGGACGUAUUAAGGGUACCGGAGGAGCAUGCUGGUGAAACUACAUCAUUGGCGCUUCGCAAGCUCGUUGAGAAGGAGAUGCAAGCUCCCGGCGACCAGCCUAGUUGGCGGGUUGUGGGCAGGAACAAGGAAGAGCUGAAAAAGAUCAAGGAUAUCCUCGAAGCCAAGAAAUCGCCAGUUGACAAUGUCAACCGUACGGCUGUCAUUGACCACAAAGGCAAGGUCCUCCUUGGGGCCGCAGAAGCCCUCGGUCAGGAGGACGACGUACAAAUUGCCAAGUUGGCCUGGUUGAGUCGAAAGGACAGCGCGAAAGCAUACGGAUCAAUGGUGGUAUAUGUCACCAAAGCCAGUGACGCUAGGAGGCUCCUGGACGAGGGCUUCGUCCACGCCGGAGGAGAAUCAGGAUAUACGAGAAUAUUCGAGCGUCGGAUCCGGCCGGAGCAGUGCUACAACUGCCAGCAGAUCUGA
Messenger RNA from Parathielavia appendiculata, 813 nucleotides. RefSeq lists its product as uncharacterized. The record is from RefSeq and is a predicted model, not a curated record. Lineage: Eukaryota; Fungi; Ascomycota; Sordariomycetes; Sordariales; Chaetomiaceae. The transcript is spliced from 4 exons. Bases 1 to 813 code for a protein of 270 amino acids.